This is a messenger RNA of Colletotrichum abscissum, 681 nucleotides long. Its product is annotated as cytidine and deoxycytidylate deaminase zinc-binding region. Gene Ontology annotation, molecular function: catalytic activity. Lineage: Eukaryota; Fungi; Ascomycota; Sordariomycetes; Glomerellales; Glomerellaceae. Bases 1 to 681 code for a protein of 226 amino acids. The record is from RefSeq and is a predicted model, not a curated record. The transcript has a single exon.
AUGUCCACAGAACCCCCCCUCCCAACCCGCGACCCAAAAACCGUCCUCGCCUCCCUCCUCACCCUCACAGAAACCCGCAUCGUGCCCCUAACAGCCCGCGGCGUCUCCUCCGGCUCAAAGCUCUUCGGCGCCGCCAUCCUCUCCUCCGACGACGCCCUCACCCCCUACACAGUCUCCACAAACGACGAACGCACCUCCCCCCUCCUCCACGGCGAAAUAAACUGCAUCCAAACCUUCUUCACGCGCGACUUCCCCGACCCCUCCACCCGCCCCUCCCCGCGCACCGACUGCGUCUUCUUCGCAACCCACGAGCCCUGCUCCCUCUGUUUGUCGGGCAUCGCCUGGUCCGGCUUCCGGGAGGUGUAUUACCUCUUCACGUACGAGGACAGCCGCGACCUGUUUGCGAUCCCGCACGAUAUCAAUAUCUUGCAGCAGGUCUUUCGCGUGCCGGCCGAGGGGGAGGACGAGAGUGCGCUGGGGAGACGGGAGCUGUACAACCGGACUAACCAGUUCUUCACGGCGCGGAGUUUGGGGGCGUUGGUGGAGGAGAUCAAGGAUGAGGGAGAGAGGGCUCAUUGGCAGGAGGAGAUGGAGCGCGUUAAAGGGUUGUACAACGCGUUGAGCGAGACGUAUCAGGAGGGGAAGAAGGCUGGGGCCGAGAGUUCGAGCGUGUGGAAGUAG